This is a messenger RNA of Chrysochloris asiatica (Cape golden mole), 1185 nucleotides long. RefSeq names its product RAB4B, member RAS oncogene family (gene RAB4B). Gene Ontology annotation, biological process: Rab protein signal transduction; regulation of endocytosis. The coding region runs from base 157 to 798 and encodes 213 amino acids. The transcript is spliced from 8 exons. Lineage: Eukaryota; Metazoa; Chordata; Mammalia; Afrosoricida; Chrysochloridae. Gene Ontology annotation, cellular component: endosome. Gene Ontology annotation, molecular function: GTPase activity; GTP binding. The record is from RefSeq and is a predicted model, not a curated record.
GCGGAUCGCGCCGGAGGGAGUGGAGGCGGAAGUGGCGGCACCGGGCCGGGGGAGUAGGAAGGAGCCAGGGCUGCAGCCGGAGUGGAGCGGCUGCCAGCCGAGGAGUAGGCGCGGCCGCAGCGCCAUAUUGAGGCCCUAAGCGGCCGCUACCGAGUCAUGGCCGAGACCUACGACUUCCUCUUCAAAUUCCUGGUGAUCGGCAGUGCAGGAACUGGCAAAUCAUGUCUGCUUCACCAGUUCAUUGAGAAUAAGUUCAAGCAGGACUCCAAUCACACCAUCGGCGUGGAGUUUGGAUCCCGGGUGGUCAACGUGGGUGGGAAGACUGUGAAGCUCCAGAUUUGGGACACAGCUGGCCAGGAGCGGUUUCGGUCAGUGACGCGGAGCUAUUACCGAGGGGCAGCUGGAGCCCUGCUGGUAUACGACAUCACCAGCCGGGAGACCUACAACUCACUGGCUGCCUGGCUGACGGACGCCCGCACACUCGCCAGCCCCAACAUCGUGGUCAUCCUGUGUGGCAACAAGAAGGACUUAGAGCCCGAGCGGGAGGUCACGUUCUUGGAGGCAUCCCGUUUUGCCCAGGAGAACGAGUUGAUGUUCUUGGAGACCAGUGCGCUCACGGGUGAGAAUGUGGAGGAGGCCUUCUUGAAGUGUGCUCGGACCAUCCUCAACAAGAUCGACUCAGGUGAACUAGACCCCGAGAGGAUGGGCUCAGGCAUUCAGUACGGUGACGCUUCCCUUCGUCAGCUUCGGCAGCCUCGGAGUGCACAGGCCGUGGCCCCUCAGCCCUGUGGCUGCUGAGACCUAAGGAGCCAGCUCACCUGUUCUCCAGGACCAGCCCUGCCCUUCUGGGUGGGACCCAGACCCAGGCCCUGGGAGGCCGUGCUCCCUUCCUGCCCUGGCCCCAAAGAAGCUGCCCUGCCACCUGUUCCCCUUCCCUGGCCUGGUGGGGCCUGGAUGUGGGGCAAGACUGAGCCAUGGGGAAUGGGGAGAACCCGAACCUGCUGCUGUUUCCUCUGUCUUGGCUAACCACCCUUAACCAUGCCCCAAGAGCUCCCAAAGCCUGAGACCAGGGCCACGUGGCCCCAACUCCCUGCCUGGCCCUGCCAUUGCGAGUACGUGUUAUUUAUUACUUGGAGGCCUGUCCAAUCCUCACCUUAUACCCAUAAAGCAUUGUUUACACUUGUG